Molecule: messenger RNA, 11176 nt
Organism: Halichondria panicea
Lineage: Eukaryota; Metazoa; Porifera; Demospongiae; Suberitida; Halichondriidae
Exons: 13
Coding region: 75-10961 (3628 amino acids)
Molecular function (GO): protein binding
Source: RefSeq, a predicted model, not a curated record
GUCAUUAGGGUACUCCCCAUGAAAAAACAAUGGGUGUUUUUCAGUUCGCUAGCUACAUCUAGGUCUGUUUCUCCAUGGAUCCUGAUGCAGAAGAACUGACUUUCCCACAGCAAAGUCCUUUUGUGGCAACUCUAGACAACUUGGCAGCAAAUGCUUUCUAUGACGUAGCCAUCAAGAGGGAGGCGAGCAAGUUGAACACUGGUCCACAAUGGUUUGAACCUGUUCCCUGUGAAGUUCGCUACCCCUUCACUCUAAUUCAAAUCCCCAAGUACUCCGGCGUUUCCGAUGCUAAAGAGAUCUCAGAAAAGAUGAAGAACUCAGGCAACAACUAUUUCAAGCGAGGAGACCAUUGGGAGGCUAUCUGGAAGUACGAACAUGCUCUCUUCAUUGCUCGGUCCUUCCCCCAGCUCAAGGAAGAGUCAGCCUUGCUACAUUGCAAUAUUGCAGCUGCCUGUCUUAAGCUCGGAAAGGACGACAGAUCUGAUCUUCUGGAGGGCUCCAUGUUUCCACCUAGCACUAUUCUGUGGUUUGUAUACACUCAACAGCACACCACUGAGGCCAUCAACUUCAAUCCCUCAAACAGUAUCCUUUGUAAGGCUCACUACAGACGAGGGGAGAGCUUCAAGAUUAUCCUGAACAUGCCUCAGCUGCAGAGCUCCAUUCGGGCAAUGUGUGGCAUACUGCCCAAUGGCUCAGGCUCUGCCAGUGAAGAUGCUUUCAGUCAAGUCGUUGCCGAUUUCGUCAGGUGUAUACAGAUGCAGAGCGUUCCCGAUCCAAAAAUCUUCAGUGAAGCCACCGUGCUUGCCGUCAAGUAUAAUCACUGUAGACUCCUCCCCCUUCUCACGGAGCGCCACGUGAAGAGCGGGUUCCCCUCACAGAUACUGCAGGAGAUGCUUCAACGGGAGGACAUACAAACCGGUGACUUGCACCAACUCCUCAUAAAGCAAGAGAUACGCUCCAAACAAACACCUCAUUUUGAUGCCUCUAAAGUGAGCGUGGCUGAUCUAAUGAACAGGGGACUUGGAGAUACUCCGGUUUUCAAGAAACUGUACGAGUGUGGGAUGAGAAUAAAAGGAAGUGAUUUUGUGCUGGCUAGAGAGCUGUAUCAGGAGAAGACUAUCACCAGAGGAGUGUACGAGUUUGUCAUGAGUAAACAGAAAAAUUCCCCCGAGGAGCAAUUCUUCAAACUGAAGCAAGAAGGCAAUGUCCUGUUCAGUAAAGGCUCGUAUGAGCUUGCCCUGGGGCUAUACUACCAAACCCUGAACCACUGUCGCACUAACGGAAUGGUGGAAGAGAUGGCGGUUGUGAGGGCUAACUGCGCUCAGGCGUGUCUCAAGCUGCAUCUGUACAGUGAUGCCUACUCACACGCGGACCAGUGCCUCACUCUUAACCCUUCCUCACAUAAAGGUUACUUCCGUCGAGCCGAAGCCCUGAAGGCCAUGUUGGAGUCUCCUAAUAAGUCCACACCACCUCCUGGGACGUAUAAGAACGUUGUCAAGGACUACCUGCAGAGCCACGCCUAUCAAUCCAACGUAGAUACAUUCCUCAAUGCUGUCCACGUGGCCAUUGAUGAAGAUGUGAGUCUGGACGUGAUACCCCACCUUCUCCCCUCUGAAGUGAGAUCAGGUUUUGCAGACGAAGUCCUCUAUUCAUUACUUAGACGUGACAACGUCUCAGACCGCCACCUCAGGUACAUACUCUUUGACUGGCCGCAGAAACUACCAAGACCAUUCAAUACAUCUAAACUUAAGAUAAUUGAAAUCGUAAACCGUGUACGAGAUGCACCAUCAUACGAACGCAUGUUUUCCUUUGGUCUAAAAGUUACAGACGACCAAGUUGUCAUGAUUGUUCACUUUCUUCCCGGGGACUGUGCGGAUAUACUACACGUUAUCUUGAACCACAUCAAAAGCAAGGGGGAACACCCUACGUUGAUAACAUUUCUGAACGUGGGUUGCUCACAAGCACUGGUCGAUCGCAAGUAUGACCUAAUUGUUUGUAUGAUGCAACACGGCGCUAAGCCGGGUCCGAAGGAUCUGAGGGCUUGUGAGGGUGUGAGAGACCACCCCCUCGUACGUAAGUACCUGGAAGAGGGUACACCCGUUGACCCCAUCCUCGAGGAACAAGAAUUUAGUAAGGCAGUGGCUACUCUUAACCUGGACGCCCGGGGCUACUUCAAGUCUGGCAAAUACCCUGAGGCCAUUCUGCUGUAUAAGAAAGCCGUAGAGCUAUGCCAGGAGCACAAACUCACAAAGGCGGAGGUCACCACUCACCUUAAUCUUUGUCUGGCCUACCUAAGAUACGGGAAGCAUGUCGAAGCUUACACUGAGGCUGAUGCCUGCAUCAAGUUGGCACCGAGAUAUGCAAAGGCAUAUUUUCGUCGAGCCGAGGCACUCAAGAAGUGUGUGGAUGAGCGGAGGGGUCCCAAUGCAUCUAGAGAGCUGCUGAUUGGCUACCGGAAAGUGGUAGAGGACAUCUGCAGAGGCAACCUCUUGGAGCCCAACCCUAAGGCAUUCGCUGAAGCUGUCAUCGUGGCUCUGGAAUACAAGGAGCAGGACAAACUACCCACGCUGCAAACAUAUCCCAAGUCUUUCUUGACCAGCGUUCUCAACGAGGUAGUCGCGCGAUCAGACUGUGACCACAGACACUUACACUCUCUUGUUUGCAAGCUCUGGAGUCUGAAGGACUUCAGUGCAGCGGAGUUGUCCCUCAAAAGAGUCCUGUCAACUCUUGGAGUCACCCAGUUGUCCACCAUUCAACGGCUCUUUGAACUAGGUAUGAAGGUCAAAGAAAUCGACGCUUCCGUUGCCAUUGAUCACCUGAAACAUGACAACCCCAACCAGCUGCAAGCCUUCAAGCUUAUCGCCUCAAAGUGCCCAAAAGAACAUUUAGAUAAACUCUGCACUAAAGCAUUCCUCAGCAAAAAGACCCCGUUUGUGUUCUCGUUCAUUGAAUGUGGAUCUUAUGUACCUGGUAAGGGGAUAGAACUAUUGGAACUUACACUGAAAACUAAGGAAUACAUUACUGGAAUGGAAGUUGUUCAAGCCAUGAAUGCUGAGCAAGUAGCAGCCAUUGACCUUGGGGAAAUUAUCGACACGAAUUUAGUUCAUGCCCCAAAAUUGUUGAAGUUGCUAGUGGAACGUGGUGCUAAUCCUAACGGUCUUGACAGAAAGUCACCUGUCGUCAUGGUGCUUUCAAUGGAGUACAUGCACAUUGACAAGAGGUGUGAGCUGGUGUGCAUUCUGUUAUUGAAAGGGGCAGACUGUAGUCACCUCUGUCGGAUGAGGAAGGGGACCACAACGCCGCUACAUGUUGCCACGGAGAUUGCAUUCCAAGCAGAUGGCAAUACCACCCUCAUCUCAGCUGUGCUCCAAUCCCCGAACUUUAACCCCAAAAAGCUCACCAAUGACAAGCAAGAAACCCCCCUCCACCUGGCCGUCAAACCACAUCGCAAACGAGUGCCGAGUACAAAUAUCCUGAAGGUACUCUUGGAGCCGGGAAUUAUCGAUCCUGCUAAGAAAGAUAAAUCUGGAAGGAGAGUGGUUGACCUUCUCUCUAAGAAUGACAAUCGUAUGAAAUUGAUUGAGACAGCAACGAGGCAUUACAGGGCAGGCGGUGGUAGUCUGAGCAAAAAGAAACGAAAGAAAGGGAGUGCAAGCAAGCAACCUGAAGUGAAACAAGAAAGUGAUCAACCUGGUGAUUUGGAAGUUGUUGAGGAAGAAGUUCCUGUCGUGGAAGAGCCAGUUAAAAUCCAACCAGCUCCUGCUCAAAAGCCUCUAAUUGAUUACAGCAAAUUUUCGCCUUAUGAGAAAGUGAAUUGGCUUCUUGAAAGAUUGCUCUUACAGAACAAAGACUAUUUUAUUCUCACCAUUGAAGAGCCGUCUAGUGAGGAUAGUAGUGUGAAACCACCAUCACCAAACUCAUCGGCUUCACCCGAAGUGCCCCCCCAAAGAAAUCCAACUAAAGAGAAAGCAAAACAAAAGGGACAAAUUCGAGACCUCGCCCCUAUUCCACGUGAAAUAUCCUCCGUACCGGAAUCAGACACUAUGAACUCGGUUUUCGUUGAGUUAGGUUUCAAUCUGGACACUUUACCGUGGGAAGUCGAAGGGACGGAAAAAAUUAUCAAAUUCUUCAAAGAUGUAAAGAGGAACUGUGAAAGUGAUCGGGUUUGUGCAGCAAGGGCCAUCUUCAGCCUAGCAGAAGGCCACAGAAACAGGCACCUAGCUAAACCAGUGAGCAGCGAACCUGGACUAUCCCUCUACGAGUCAAGAAUAACAAAAGUUGCUCGUUUACUGUGGGAGAAAGCCAUCACUUAUUCGUCCAAGCUGACUGGACCGAGCACCACCCCAGUCUACACUCAGAUCAUCCGGGUAUGGGAUGUUGUGUUGGAUCACGAUGCAUUGGAGAGGAAAAUCAAAGCUUGCACAGAACAGAUUGAGUCAUCUCAUCGACGCGGUCGUCAAGCCUCCGUUAAAUGGGUACUGCAACCUCAAGAUACUGCCCCUAUAUCUGGUGGUGUUCGUGGCAGAGAAAUGGUCGAACUGCCAAUGCGUUUCCUCUUACCUGGCGGUGACUUACAAAAUGCUGAUUACGUGUUUGUACCUGCUGCUAGCACGAAAGAAGACGAAUACAACAUCACAACUUUUGUGUCAUUCGAUACGAUCUCUUUUAAGAGCAUUCUUCUCGGAACAAACGAGAGACGAGACUACCCUUUCAAAGAGUGGCAAAAAGAGCACGAAAUUAUCAAGCUCCGUACGAAGGAAGCUAUUUUGCUCCUGGGAAGAAGUGGAACUGGAAAAACAACAUGCUGUCUGUACCGACUCUGGAAUGAGUACAAAGAGUAUUGGAACCCGCAGUCCCAAUUCUACAACUUAAAAAUUCCCAGGAGGGCUUUGGUGUCUCCCAUAGCUCAAAAAGAAUUGUAUGAAUCAGAAGAUGAGAUGUCUACUAGCGAUGACGACGAAUCUUUGAACGAGGAUCCUCUCUCUCGACAAGACAGUACCAAGUCCACUGAUAGUUCUGGGUCACAUUCCGUUCCGCCAAGACAAGCCAGUACACAUUCCUCGUCUGACUCCAAAGCAGAAGCAAUGCUGGCCAGUUAUCAACAACUUGACGAUAUAAGCACUGAUGAAGUACUAGUCGAGGAAGAUUUGCAUCAAGUAUUUGUGACAAAAAAUUAUGUGUUAUGUGAUCAGAUCAAAAAGCGAUUCUACAACAUGGCAGCAGCUCACGACUUCCUUAGUGAGCACCUGAAGUUUGAGAGCAGUCCUCUUCCAAAUAAUUUCUCUGAAAUUGAUAAUCUGGCAUUCCCAAUUUUCCUAACAGCUCGUCAGUUUUACAUCAUCUUGGAUAAUUCCCUUGGUGACGGAGAAAUGUUCUUUCGUCGAGAUGCAGACGGCAACGUUUCUGUGAAAGUUUCAAGUAUGGACUACGAUCACGAAGACAUUGAGAUUCUUCUUGACCUCGAAGAGAGUGACAGUGAGGGGGAGGAGAGUGGACAAGUUACUAUGGCAACCCAGGGUCUCGAGCACGCCACUGGGAAACAGCACGUCGAGCGAUGGACUGAAGUCACUGCUCUCUACUUCAAAGAGAUUGUGUGGCCGACUAUAUCUCAUCAGUGCCAUGUUUCAAGCAAAGAUUUUGACCCCUUACUGGUGUGGAUUGAAAUACAGUCAUUCAUUAAAGGCUCAGAAAGAGCGCUCAGAAAAGGGUCACCACUGAAUUGCUCCGAGUAUCUUGAGCUGGGCAAUAAAAUGGCACCAAACUUUUCGAGUGAUCGAGAAACAAUCUUCAAACUAUUUCAGAAAUAUCAGCUGUUUCUUCAAAGACUACGGCACAGCGAGUUCCUAUUCGACGAAUGUGAACUGAUGCAUAACCUGUACAAGAGACUGCAAAAGGUCCGUAAUGUGCCGUGGUCCUUUCAUAGCGUCUUCAUAGACGAGGUACAAGAUUUCACUCAAGCCGAGUUGGCAGUGUUCAUCCAUUGCUGUCGUGAUCCUAACUCCAUGCUCUUCACUGGAGACACAGCUCAGAGUAUAAUGCGAGGAAUUGCAUUCCGUUUUGAGGACCUUCGUUCCCUUUACCACCAAAUUCACCAGCACACCUCCUUGGUUCAAAUACCUCAGAAACCGUACAGACUUACAAUCAACUUCCGUUCCCAUUCGGGCGUGCUGAAACUAGCCGGCAGUGUGAUCGAUCUCAUCAGCGAAUUCUUCAAAGAUUCCAUCGACCAGCUCCCAGAUGAUGAAGGCAUGUUUCCUGGCCCCAUUCCAGUUCUUGUGGAGUCUUGCAAAGUGGACGAGCUAGCUCUACUGCUCAGUGCCAAUAAGAGGAAGUCGUCUGCUAUUGAGUUUGGUGCUCAUCAAGCGAUUAUUGUCCAGUCAAAAGAGUCAAAGGAAAGACUACCCGAUAUAUUGAAGGGAGCCAUUGUGCUCACGAUAUUCGAAGCCAAAGGGCUAGAAUUCGAUGAUGUACUUCUCUACAACUUCUUCACUGAUUCCUUGAUCGAUGAGAAAGGAUGGAGAGUCAUCUCCUCAUAUCUUGAAAUGUCUCGACACAAGACCAAAAUUUCCACCUCCUCUACACUACCUGGUGCUUCAGCCGGACCCAGGAGUCGACCUUUCGACCCCAAACUCCACAAGUCCUUAAAUGCCGAACUGAAAUAUUUGUACACGGCCAUUACUCGUACCAAAUGCAACCUUUGGAUAUACGACUCCAAUCAGAAAUCAAGGCUCCCAAUGUUCGAUUAUUGGCACAAACGAGAGCUUGUCAAAGUGGUCAGAACUGACACACCCUCAGGCGUACAUGUAGAGGGUAUGUACAAUAUUGUCUUUGCUUCCAACUCUACCAUGGAGCAAUGGAAAGCUCAGGGAGACAAUUUCCGAAAGAAGCAUCUCUGGGAGCAGGCCAGAUUGUGUUACGAACGCUCUGGAGAAGAGAACAAGUAUCUAGUGAAGGAGGCACAAGCUUAUCAGCUGGUGAAAAACGCUCGACAUCAAAAACCAUUCCUCUAUUUCGAAGCUGCUCUUUUGUUUUUAGAGUGUGAUCAUUUGCACCACGGGACCAACUAUCUGACAGCUGCAGCCCUUUGCCUGAGGCACGCUAAACCCUCUAAACUCCCACAAGCCGGGAAACUGUACGAACUGCUUGGAGAGAGUGGCAAAGCAUGUCAGGUCUAUUUGAAAGCUCGCGACUUUGAAAAUUUUAUAAGGCUCAAGGAAUCGAUCAAAGACUACAGUUCUGUCGUAAUGACUCUACUAGGCAAGCCUUUCAUGAGAAAGAGAGAAGCACUAAUGAAGGCUAGGGAGUACGAAGUAAACGGCAUCGAAUUAGCCCCAGAACUUUCAGCUAGUAAGCUCUCCUACUCGUGUGCCAAGUUUUACGCUGAAAGGAAAGACAAGGAGACUCUAGUGGAUGUACUGCAAUACAUGCCAGAGACGGAACGAAAAGUAAGGUUCUUGAAAGAGUCGAAGCUUUACGACCAAGCCUUCACAGAGUACGAACAAAACAAGCAGUACAGUGAUGCCUGUAGACUGGCAGCUGCUCAAGGAUGGUUCGAUCGUGGUCACAAACUUGCCACAUCUGCUGGUUACCAAGACGAAAUAGAUUCCUUCAUUCUGCAAAGAGCCAAAUCCAAGUACAAGUACACCAUUGCUAAAAGUGGUGAGAAAUUGACGUCAGUUCGAGUGGUCAAAGAAAUAGGCCAAGAUGUGAUCGAUGACCUGUCGUAUCUGUUUGAAAGAGGCAAGAAACAAAGGAACUCGGUCAGUACCUAUGCUGCCCUCCUGCUUGGAAUGAUCACUUCAGACAAGGGUCUGUGUAGACUAGCAUGGCGUACAUUUAAGCUCCUCAAGCACAAAAUUGGAGAAUUGGAAGCCUUUCAUCAACUUCAAGAACUAGCCGACGAAUCAACAGCUUCCGUACUCGAAGUGUGUCAACUUGCAAAGGAGAUCGGAAGAAUGUUUCAAAGUGCCAAAGACAUUAACAAUGUUAUACACCAAGGGCUGAGAUUUUAUGAUAUUCGAAAAGUAGGUCAAGUUUAUUGUCUCCCACGUGAUCAAGAUAUUUGGAUGCCGAAUAUUAUUCAACAGUGCCAAAAUGAAACUGAAAAGGUGGAUAUUGAUGGAAUGCAUAGAUUAGACAUCAAAAAAGUUCGUGCUUGUAUUUCAGAGCAUUGUGCGGACUAUAUAAAACACUGGGUGAAUCGGUUCCAACUAGACACCAAGAUCCCUUACAGCUGUGACACUUUCUCCCUACACAAGCCACUCAUAACAAAACGGUUCCCAGAUCGAGAAUACGCAGUCGAAGAAGUUUCCAGCGAGGCUCUACGAAAAUACAUUCAGUCUGUUCUGGAAUAUUUAGAGCUGCGCCUGAUUCUUGACAAAGAUGUGGAGGGAAUGAUUUCACUUCUUCUAGCACUGUUCAGCCCGCAAGUCACUCGAUAUCUUCCACAAAGAUUCAACGAGCAUCAUGUGAGCGUGAUACGAAACUACACUUUUACACACACUGCAUUCACCACCUGGCUCAAAGAAUCCAUCCUUUCCCCUGCAAAGAAUUUCCCAGAACGUGUGUCCAUCGAUCAAUGGCUGACAGCAUGGAGAGCUUGCUGCCUGUUUUCACCUCGCAUGAAGCCACUGUUCUCCGCUCUGGAAGAGCUAGAAACUCUUGUGAAGAAAGCUGAAAGUGGUAGCGAUUUCAAGCCACCUGCUGGUUUUGUGUACAAGAACAAAGAUGAAGCGUAUUACCAUGUGUUCUCAAUGUGGCUGCUUUCUUGUCAGCAAAUUAGGGACGACGGUGAUGUUUUGUGGGGUUCUAGACUUGCCAUCUAUCACUUUGUAAGUGAGAUUGCUUCCAAUCAAUGCAUAUCAAUUUCGGUGGCCAAUAUGGUGGAUGUGUUGUCUCUGCACUGUACUGUGUUAUUGGCCAUCAUCACUCACGUUCAAGGCCGUCAGAACCGAUCCUCCUCUCUGACUGUCCCUCUACUGUACAAGAGUACAGUACAGCUGUUUGACAGCAUGGUCUCGCAUGAAGACACCAAGUGGAAGUUGCUCCAAGGUUGUGCACAUGAAAUUAGCACAAAACCAGACCGAGCUCUCCCCAGAUAUUUCCGAGAUUCUCGUCUGCUACUAAUACGAUCUCUAGACAUCCUCUUGGGUGCCUACAAACAUGCCCCGUGGUUUAGUGUGCUCAAAUUUGCUCUGAAAAAGCUUCCUCAUAACGAUGACACUCGCCAUUGUCUUAUCCUCACACUGACCAUCUUCGGUAAUCUCGUCAUGCUCUGUGACAAACAAGUUAUGGCUUUUUAUCAUGAGAAAUUAAUGUACAUUUUCACUCGAAUUCAAGACAAACAAGAAACUGUACCACCAGAUUACGUUAAACAUGUGAUUGCUGCUCUCAGCAGUCCCACAUUUGUCAACCCUCGCGAGGUGUUCGGUCUCGUUGAUACACUCCUACACAUGAAGCGUGGGAGGCAACCUCUAGCAAAACUGGUUCUGAAACAAGUUGGAAAAAAUUACAAAGUCGACUUCAUCCCAUUGCCAAGUCAACCAAAUCGAUUGCAAAUGCCUCCCAGAGUGUAUCAACAGCCCCCACUACCCCCCACAUUGCAACCCGUUCCAUCCCCUCAGGGUCAAACUUCGAAUGUGAUGGCCACCAUUUCAUCACCCCUUCCCCCAGCUCAGACCCAGCAGUAUGAAGCUGAUACGAGCAUUGCGACCCCACACAUGCAACCUCCUAUUGGCUCUGGCAGGACCACCCAGGCACCUCAAGUGCCCAUGACUGCAAGGCAAUAUCCUACACAGCCUAGUAUGUUUCCUACAACCUUCCCGCAAGAGAGUGAUACAGGAAUUUUUUUUCCUAGCCACCUAAGCAGGAAGCCAUUUGUCAAUCAGAUGGAUAACAGCUACAACCCUCCUUUCCCGAUGGAAGGUGCUCCUGGUAAAGUUUCUCGACUGCCUCAACAGCCCACGGGAGCUCCGCAAAUACCUGUUACAGUGAGAGAAAACAUGCUACCUUCAAUGGCCGCCAUUGGCUCGUCUGUACCAAGUGAAGAAGAUGCUGAUUCUGUUACCAAGCAUGUGGUAGCUUCUUACUCCAUAGAUGAACUGCGACAACUUGCUUCUUCCAAUCAAGAAGUAUACACCUCGGACUUCGAGUUCUCACCAUGCAACUCAGAUUUCGGUGAUGAAGAACCAGGCUAUCUAGAGAAUGAAGAAGAUGGUGGAUUUGAUCAAGCAUUGAGCAGCAGCCAUGCCCAUUUACCUCCUCUACCCACAGUGGAUCCAGAGCUGGUGGACCCCACCAUUGUAUCGCAAGGAGAUUGCAGUGCGUGUGGUGUUAGCUUCUCCCCAAACGAAGAUCAAGAAGGUGACCGUGCUACUACUUCUAGUGCAUUGCUUUAUGCUCAUGUCACGAGCGAAGCUCAUCGCUUAAACACUAUACUCUGUAAGCGAUUUUUGUCUAUUGUUGAUUCUGAAGAGAGUGAAAUUUCCUACCCACGAUUGUCCCAGAAGCUCCACGACUUAGUCACACGCUGCGAAGGCCUUAAAGAGUCAACUCACACGGAAAAUGUGUAUAAACUGAUCGAUAGCAUCAAGGAAAGCAAGGAGAAAAACGAUAUUGUUCUCACUGGUAUACAAGACAGACUCGCUUGGAGGGAGGGUAUUCAAAAAGUCAGUAAAAUGUUGGAGACUAUGGACAAACAGUUGUUCACUGGAGAAAAGAUGUAUAAAGAACUAGAAUCGCACAAGGUACAUGUAUACAACAGGGAAGUUUCGAACCCUGAGGAAUUGGACGCUGGGGAGUUGGAAAUAUUGAGUGGGCAGUACGAGGAGGGAGCAAAGGUUGAUCAGGGGUUAGAGGUGAAGCGGAUACGGACGGCUGCUGAGAAGCAAGUGUCUCGUCAGCGGAAAAGAGAGAAGAAAGAACGACAAGUUAAACAUGGUGGGGGAAAUAACAAAAACUAAACUUACGAACAUUGAUACAUACCGGUAGUUUCUCUAGUAUAUUUUCAAGUGUUUAUUCUCAGUUCAUGUGUACUGUACAUGCAUCAACACUGAUAAUUACCCUUACAACAGUACGUUUUUGUUUUACUUUUAUUUUUAAUAAUUUAACGUAUACGUGUUCAUGUGAUGUUAACAAUUAAUGUUAAUUAGUGUAUAAUUUUAUUUUAUAACUAUAA